This is a messenger RNA of Lucilia sericata (common green bottle fly), 7966 nucleotides long. RefSeq lists its product as uncharacterized. Gene Ontology annotation, molecular function: histone demethylase activity; DNA binding. NCBI's taxonomy places the organism in Eukaryota, Metazoa, Arthropoda, Insecta, Diptera, Calliphoridae. The record is from RefSeq and is a predicted model, not a curated record. The coding region runs from base 447 to 7895 and encodes 2482 amino acids. The transcript is spliced from 5 exons. Gene Ontology annotation, cellular component: nucleus. Gene Ontology annotation, biological process: chromatin remodeling.
UUAAUCUGGCAAUGCUGUAGCGUCCGCCAUGAAAAGAAAAAUAAAUUUCGCUGUCGUAUUGAGAAAAAAUUGUACAAAAAUUUACAUUUUUCUGCUUAUUAAAUGCACAUAAAGUAAAGUGAAAAUGUUAUAAAAAACUUUAAUAAACAGUAUAUUAUUAAAAAAUUAUAAAUUUCAUAGGAUUGUGCUAAAAUUAAAUGACGAAAAUAUGAAGAGAAAAUUUGUGAUUGCAACGCGAACAGACUUUUUGCGAAUGAAAAUUUUUAUUGGGAAGUGGUGGUUUUGUGUGUAAUUGGAGUUUUUUGCUUCAUAUUGAUAAUUCAACAAAAAUUGUUUUACUUGGAAGAAAUAGAUAAUUCUAUUAUAAAUUGAUAAAAAAGAACUUAAGAAAAAAAGCAAUUAAAAAUAUAUAAGUUUAUAAUAAAGUUGAACCGACGGAAUAAAUUAUGGUGGUCUCCAAAGACUCCAAGCGAAAGCGCAAGGAGUCGUCACCACCAGCGACACCACAGCAACAAUCAUCUACUGCUGUAGAGUCAUCACCAGAAAUGCCCAAAAGAACUAAAGUUCAAGCUCAACGCAAGUUUGCACAAGGACAGAGUGCACCGCAAUCAUCAUAUAGUUCCAUUAUCGCAGCUUCAUCCUCAUCUAAUACUGGGCCAAGUACUUCAUCAGAAAGUCGUGAGCCACCAACGGAGAUUUUGCCCAAUAAACGGCCAAAGACAGAAGAUUUUUUAACAUUUCUAUGCUUUCGUGGUUCCUCGGCUUUGCCACCACACUUGGAUUUUCUAAAUCAGGGUAAAAGUAAAGAACCUGAAAGACCGACAAAAAAGCCGGCUAUUAAACCAGUGAUUAAAAAGAAAGGAAAGAAAGGCCGACCACCGAAGAAUGCUAAACAAAAAGAAGAUAAUUUAACGGCUAAAGAAGAAGAUAGUGGGCCAAAUAAAAAAGAUGAAGUCGUGCCAGAAGAAACCCAAACAAAGACAAUUGAAAAUGAAGAACAAAAUAAAAAUCCCGAAAAAGCACAAGUUGAGGUGGCAGAAGGGGAUGACGCUGAUGAGGAGGAAGACAACGAUGUACCCACUUUCGCUGUGCGUAAAAGAGCAGAAGUUGUAGCUGACGGCAAUCGUCGCAGUAACCGCAGUAACGCUGAAGAAAAGUGCAAUAAUUCUACAGAGACUUCAAAAAGGCGAUCAAAUCGUGCAAGUACAAAAGGAUCAAAAGUUAUGCUUGAUCAUCUAUCAGAAGAUGAAGAUGACGAAUACUUCUCAGCGGUCGAUGAAAACAGCAAAGCUCUUAAUUCGGAUGUAGAUGGUAAAGAACGAAAAAUUACAAAAACUCCUGUAAAUUCAGGAAGAAAAUCUGAAACACCUUCAAAAGAAAGUGAAACUACAGGAAAAUCACGAAAAGGAAGGCCUACUUCAAUCAAUAAGAAAAAAGAAACAGAGAGCAGCAAAGAGACAGAAAAAGAAGAAUCAGUUAAAUCAGAUGUUAAAGAGAAGGUCCCGGUUAAACGUCCUAGACAAAAGGAAUCACCAAUUUUUAUACCUUCGCCAGAACCAUCUGGGCGUAUGACUAGACAAAGAGCAUUUUUUGAGCCUGUUAAGGUGCCUCAUAGAGAUAAUGAAGACACACAGGAUGAAAUAAAAAAAGAUGAUAUAGAAGAAUCAGUUGAUAAAUUAAAUAAAGUCAAGUCCACAGACAGUUCUACUGAUAAAGUCAAUGAAUCAUCAAAAGCAAAAGCCACAGAUAAAGAUGAGAAAACUAUACCAAAACAACCGGUUGUCGGUGAUGAUAAAAACAAACCAACGCAAUUAGAUGUGUUUGAUUUUUCGUCUGAUGAUGAACAACCUUUGGCUAAAACGAUUAAAUUAAAAAAGACUGGAUCGAAUAAAUCAAGUCCUAAGAAAAUUAACCCUCGUGGAAAGAAGCAUCCACCAAAAAAAGAAAUAAUUGAAGAAACCAAUAAAGUAAAUGAAAAAGAAGAAAUUAAAACGGAACUGGGUGAAAGUGAUAAAAAGGAAGCUGCGACUAUAGAAACCAUUGUGCCACCAAUUGAAGACGAAUCCCCAAAACCAAAGGGAAAGCGUUCUAUUGGCCAAGCAGCAAAGAAUUUGAAGAAAAAAGAAAAUGAUGAAGUCUUAAACGAUUUAGAUAAGGAAUCUACCCCACAUUCCCCUAAAAAAUCAACCAACGCAAGACAGUCUCGUAAGAAAACAAAAACUGAAAUUAAUGAACAUAUUGGUGAAAACGAGACAGAAGAUAAUCAAGGCAGUCCCACUAGGAAUCAGAGACCAUCGCGUAAAACAAAAGAAGCAGCUACUAUUUAUAUGGGUAUAAUAGGACAUCGGUUGCAAAUGGCGGAGGACGAUGAUGACGAUAUUUCUUUAAGUAGUUUCGAUCGACCAAAUGUCCGCGAAAUGGAAAAAAUGGAAAAUGAACUUAAGCGAAAUACUACGACAGUAGGGAAAGGAUCUCCACCGCUAAAACAGUCGAAAUCAGCUGAUAUACCGCAGCCCACAGCUGCUCCAGUUUCAACUGUAGUUGCUGCAGAAACAAAGCCAUCAACAACAGGUCGUCGGGGUCGACCGCCUAAAAAUCCGAAAAUACAGCCACCUGUGCAGCCACCAAAACGAGAAAUCGAAGGGAUGCUCGUAAAGAAAGGCGCUAUUGCAAAAUUGACACAAUCUACCGAAAACUUAGCUGAGGUCAAAGACAGCAAAACAGAACCCUCAAAAGCAGGUACAGAGGAUGACGAAGACUUUCUCUUAAAUGAAGAACUUAACGAAACUAAACGUAAACUAGAAAAAAGCUUCAGUGAUUCAGAUGAUGAACCUUUGGCAAUAAAAGCGCACGUGAAAAGUGGAGAAAAAGAUGGGGAGGAUUCUCCAAAGUCUGCGGGCGUUGGUCAGUGCCUAUCACCAACAACUUUACCAACAGUAAAUCCUCCUGCUUCAAGUGGCGGGGGGUUAAUCAGUCUCUCUAUGCUACCAUUAACUACCAAAUCUAUUACCACCACAACUACCACACAUGCUCAACUAACUCCACCAUUAACACAAACAGCACCUGUAACAACAUGUGUGGCGCCGACUACGGCAUUAGCAACAUCUUCUACAAUUAGCGGUAUAAUGGGAACGACAAUUACUUCACCAAUAACAUGUAAUAUUCAGCCUCCAGCUCCAGUUACGCCUACAUCACAAUCACCAUUUAAAAGUAUUGAAAAGAAGUCGCCCAUACCAACAUCGAAGAUUUUAAAUGUGCCAGCAACAUAUGGCAUCCCUCCAGCGUCGCCCACAGGUAAUAUUGCAGCUGGUAUCAAUACAAAUUUUGGAAAAUCGCCCAUGUAUGUUCCACAAUCUCCAGUCCACUAUCAUUCAUCACACAUACGGCCAACUUCAAGUUUACCACAAUUUCCCGUGCAAUCUGUGAAGAAUCCCUCGCUUGUGGCACCUCCCUCAAACACUGUCACUUCUCAUCUGACAACUCCUCCAUCACAAAUGACUGCUCAGUCGCCAAUAAAAUAUCAAACUCCUCCAACUACAUAUCCACCACCAAUCGAGGCAUAUCCCUCGCCAAAAAUUAAUCCCAACUUUUUAACGCCUAAAUUUGAUCGCAAUACUCUAUCUCGUCCUGGAAAUAAUACUGGAAAUAAUAAUGCUUUUCCCUCACCUUCACCAGUGAAAUUUGAUAUGUCUGGUUCAAGCAGUGGUUUAUUAAAGAACUCGUCCCUUUCGGCUCCGAAUGUAGCAAUGAGUCCUAAAACGCUGAUAUCCAGCAACAUGAACUUUAUGGGAAAUAAUCCAGCAGCAUCAACAUCAGUUGCCGGCCAGGUGAGCAACGAUCCCUUGAAGGACGAAAUCGGUAGCAUACUUGCGGCUAAUUUAAUGCCAAGCAAAGAGGAAUCUGGAAAAAUAUUUGGUAUUGCGAGUGUGAGUUUGGCCCAAAGUUCUGGCCCCGAUAAUACAAAGUGUACAUUGGGAAAAUGCGGUUCAAUUCAUAAACCUGUCCUAGGUCCUGUAGUUCCAACCGAAAGUUAUAUUGGUGAUCAACUUUCUGGAAAAGAGAGGCGCAAAGCUAAAGUGAAUAUGACCCACGAACAAAUACACAAAUGGCUAAUUGAGUGUUCUUCGAAUCCUGAUGAAAUUCAAGACGAUCUUGAUGAUGAUUUUGAUUCAGAUUUAAGACCAAACAACUUCAGCUCUACACCGCCACCAACUCGUGAUGACAAGGAAAGCACUUCAUUUAGUUCUUCGUCAAAAGCCACUCGUGAUUUGGGUAAAAGUGAAAGUGCUUGGUCUGCUAAAGGACCUUCUCUCAAAGCCACCCCCGUUGUUGCGUCUACCAGUGCAAUUAAUAGUAGAAAGGAAGACAUUAAACCUAUUGAACCUACGAGUCCCCGAUUAGAUGAGGAGAUGGAGAAGACUUCCCCGGUAAUGAAUUUGAUAUUCGACAAAACGCCGGCCAACAAACAGUCGCCCGAUCCAGGAAGUGUAGAUGUGGACGAAAAACUUACACAAUCAGAUAAAUCCGAGAAAAAGAAUGAGAAAAAGGCUAAAGAAGAUAAACCUACCACCAAAACUUCAACAAACGAGACCAAACAGAGCAAAUCUGCUGAGAAGGAGACGGCUUCAACUACAACAAAUAAAUCCUUGACAGUUGCUAAACAAAAUUCUAACCAAAAAUCUUUGAAUCAAAAGAAAGCUCCACCAUCUCCGGUCACAACUCCGACAACGACAGCCACUUCUAAUAAACAAAAUCGUAAAAAGGCUGCGCCUGAGGUGGUCAUGGAGGAAAAGCCAACAAAUGUGAAUCAAAACGAUUCCGUAAAUCCUCCAGAAGUUGGGAAUACAAAUUCAACAUCAAACUCAAUUAAUCGUACUCCUAAGCGUACGCCGGUUUAUCAGCAGAAACAAACUCCAAAACAGCAGCAGCAACUUCAGCAGCAGGAAAACACGGACCUUAAAAUAUCAACAACUACAAGUCAUAAACGCGCGGCAACAACUUAUGGCACCGCAUUUUCUGUCGAGAAUGAAAAAUCAAUUUAUUCAUUCGAUAAAGACGAUGCAGAAGACCAGGAGAAAUCAAACAAACCUUCGACGUACAGACGACAGAGCAGAAAGGACUCGCAUGUCGAUAAUGGUAUUAAUACAACGCCAACUGCAGUGCAGCGUACUCCACCCACGAAACCAAAGCGAAAUGCUGCAGCUGUUGCUGAAAUUGCCAAUAAAGAAUUGGCGGGAGGUAAUUCUCAAACAAGUUCAGUUUCAUUGACUCUAAGUCCAUCGGAAAAAACAAAAUUGGUUAAAGUAAGCCUUGACGGUGAUAAAACUACAACAAAGACUACAAAGGGAGGAAAGGGUGGCAAGAAAAACAUUCAGAGUGAACCAAAGCCACCGGCUAAUGACGCUGAAUCAGAUUCAGGGGAUGGCCAUACAUUCUACAUACCAUUACAAGGCGUUGGUACUGGUGGUGAUGGUGACGGUGGAAUUCAGGGAGUGGCUGUUAAAUUGGGUCGUGAAGGUCCCGAUGGUCCCAAUCAAAAAGUUAUUAUGCAUGCUACGCUUGUGACUAAGGCUCAAAUGGGAUCGAACACUAAACCACUGCCAGAUACUAUGAACGUCUCAGAUAUCGUAAAAAACUUAAUGACGAGCGACAAGAAAGUAUCGGGUGCAUCUACUUCAGCCGCAGCAGCAGCGGCGACAAACUCAUGUUCGAAUAGUUUAAAAAAUGUACCAAUUGGAACUGUGCAACCACGAUUCAAAGGAGAUUCAGCUGCUCAAGGUCCAUCUACAUCUGCUGGCGGAGGUGGUGGCAGUGGUGCUUUACAACGUGUCAAUUCGAAUUCAUCUCUGUUUUCCGGCUCGGUUAAAUCGCGCAAUGCUGCAGCAGCUGCUGCUGCAGGUGCUUCUGGCAGCGGUACGGGUGCCCAUAGUUCGAAUAAAAAGUUUAAAGACGACACUCCCAUUAAAAUGGCUAAUAACACAGCCUUCCCUCGUCACGAUGACCCCACACAAAUGGUGGAAGCUCCUAUUUUCCGGCCCUCUGAGAAGGAGUUUGCAGAUCCUAUUGAGUUUAUAGAACGUAUUACGCCCAUUGCAGCUAGAUUUGGCAUCUGUAAGAUUAUACCACCAGCUUCCUUUAAACCUGAAUGUCGCAUAUCCGACGAAAUGCGCUUCACGGCCUAUAAUCAAUAUGUGCAUAAAUUAUUACACCGAUGGGGUCCUAGUGCAAAAGAGUUAAGUGCAAUUAAAAAGUACUUAGCCACUCAAAGUAUAGUGAUGAAUCAUCCACCCUGGAUAGGUGGUAUGGAAGUAGAUUUACCACGCCUUUAUCACACCGUCCAAGAGCUGGGUGGUCUGAAGGAGGUUAUUGAGAAGAAGAAAUGGGCCCGAGUUGCUGAGGAAAUGUGCAUUCCUAAACUGGCGCAGGAUCGCGUGACCAAAUUAGAUGACAUUUAUUGCAAAUACUUGCUUCCAUAUGAUACACUCUCGCCAGCCGAACGGCAAAAACUUUUUGAUGAAGUUGAAGCUGAUUGGGCGAAACGAGAAGCACGCGCCAGACGCAACGCGGAUCGCUUUGUUAACACUGAAAGCGUUUCCAAUGAAGAAGACGAUGUGUCAUCGGAGAAUGACGAAGAAGAGUCUGAAGAAGAAGUUGAUGGUGUAUCAAUGGAGUGUAUUGUUAAGGGGCGUAGUAUGCCAUUGAGUCAAUUUUAUCGUAUUGCACGGAAUACAAUGGCUCUCUGGUUUAAGAAUACUGAGCCCACCGUUAAUGAAGUUGAAGCAGAGUUUUGGCGCCAUGUGGCCGUUCGUGAUAGUCAUGUAUGUGUACAUUCCGGUUCAAUAGAUUCCUCUGGUUGGGGUUUCGGCUUUCCCAGUCCCGGACCGAAGGGCAAAGGAUCAAAUUAUGCCAGACACCCCUGGAAUCUAAAAGUGCUUACAAACAACACUGGCUCAGUGUUGCGUUCUUUGGGACCUGUCAUGGGUGUAACCGUACCAACGCUGCAUGUCGGAAUGCUUUUCUCGGCCUGUUGUUGGUAUCGCGACCCUCACGGUUUGUCGUGGAUUGAAUAUUUGCAUACCGGUGCCUCGAAGCUUUGGUACGGCAUACCAGACGAUCAAAGUGCUAACUUUAGGGCUGCUCUGACCUCACUCAUUCCUACUCACUGUCAAAAUAAAACCAUUUGGUUACCCUGUGAUACUGUUAUGGUACCUCCACAUAUGCUUACCGACCGUGGUGUGUCGCUCUGUCGUAUUGAACAGAAACCUGGAGAGUUCAUCGUAGUAUUUCCCCGAGCCUAUACAUCAAGUUUAGCAACUGGUUAUGUGGUAUCGGAGAGUGUCUAUUUCGCAACAUCGUCCUGGCUAGAUUUAGCUAAAGAUGACUUUAGAGAUAUCCAUGACAGCUGCGAACCUGCUAUGUUCUCAUUGGAACAAUUAUUGUUUGCCUUAGGUUAUGACCAACGUGUUACUCCUGAUACCUUACAACAGAUGCUACCAAUGCUAAAGGAGGUAUUUGAAAAAGAAACUGCUGCCAGAGAGCAACUUAAGGCUGCUGGUGUAACUUCAACGGAAAAAGUUUCGAAUGAAAAAAGUGGUAAAGGUAAAAAACAACAACAGCCUCCACAUAAAUCCAUUGAAAGCGAAUGUGAUCUUUGCCGUGCAAAUCUUUACAUUUCAAUGGUGCGCACUGAUGAAGGUAACGUUUACUGCCUUCAACAUGCUUUGAAAAAUCUCAAUAAUGGCAACAUACAAGCCAAACAAUGUAAGCUUAUUUAUGCCUAUAAUAUCGACGAUAUUGAGAACCUCAUUAAGAAUCUGAAAGAUAAAAUACAACAAAAACGUGCAGUAACUGCAUUGUGGACUUGUACAUCUGCUUUGGAAUUUCGCUUAGAUUAACUGUAAAAAUCUAACACAACAUACCCUUGUUCUUGUAAAUAAUGUAUUUCAAUGUAUGAAUACAAAUUAAA